AUGGCAGUCCCUGCUUCUUUACCAGUCUUGUUGGAUUCUUUAACAAAUUCAUUAACAUCUGCAUUCGAAGCCACUCCUAAACUUUCUGGCAUCGAACCGACUCCAGACGGUGUAUCCCUCCUGGAUGUAAAAAAUGAACUUCUGCUCUCCUACCUACAAAAUCUCGUCUUUUUAAUCCUAGUCAAAAUCCGAAAUGCGAAAAACACCAGCGCAGAAAAUGACAAGGAAAACCAAGAGCUCUCAGAUACGGUGGUUAAGAAGUUAGUCGAGUUGCGAUUAUAUCUCGACAAGGGAGUUAGACCUCUCGAGGAAAAAUUACAAUUCCAACUCGAUAAAAUCCUACGCGCAGCCGAUGACGCGGAUCGCAUUGCCGCGCAAGUAGCGAAAGAUGCUGAAUCGGAGUCAGAGGAAGAGUCGGAUGAAGGGUCCGAAGACAGCGACGAAGAAGAAGCUUCUGGGGAUGAAGGUCUGUCUAGGCCUGCGGCCAAUAUAUCGGCGAAACAAUUUGCACCUAGUUUCAGCAAUUUUGCACCACCUUCAAAUCCUGUCGGAAUGGCCGCUGCAGCCACAACGCAAGAUAAGACCGGCGCAUACCGCCCACCAAAGAUCACCCCAACCGUCAUGCCUACAGCUGAGCGAAGAGAACGAGGCGAUCGCAGACCUAUGAAGUCCGCUGCUGUGGACGAAUACAUUUCGACCGAACUUUCAACCAUGCCGCUUGCCGAACCCAGUAUCGGAACAACAAUCGUAUCCGGCGGCAGGAAGAUCAAAACCGCCGGUGAACGGAAAGAGGAGGAUCGCAGACGAGAAUAUGAAGAAACCAACUUCGUCCGAUUACCGAAGGAGAGCAAGAAGGAUCGCGCCAAGCGAAAUAAGACUGAGGGCCGCAAUAACAAGAUGAACUUCGGUGGUGAAGAUUGGCGAGACCUCGGUGAAGGUGUGGACCGAAUCGAACGAUUGACCAAGCGCAAGGAGGGCGGCGGCGGCACUCGAGCAUUACUCGACAGGAGUCGUAAGAGAGGUAGGGAGACUACUGACAGCGGUCGUGGAAGCGGUUAUGGGGCCGGUUCUAGAGAAAUAGGCGAUAGAUUCAACAAGCGUGUCAAGGUCAUGGAAGGUGGACGACGAGACCGAGGAAAACGUUAA
This is a messenger RNA of Hypoxylon trugodes, 1146 nucleotides long. RefSeq lists its product as uncharacterized. Gene Ontology annotation, cellular component: nucleolus; small-subunit processome. NCBI's taxonomy places the organism in Eukaryota, Fungi, Ascomycota, Sordariomycetes, Xylariales, Hypoxylaceae. The coding region runs from base 1 to 1146 and encodes 381 amino acids. The record is from RefSeq and is a predicted model, not a curated record. Gene Ontology annotation, biological process: maturation of SSU-rRNA from tricistronic rRNA transcript (SSU-rRNA, 5.8S rRNA, LSU-rRNA). The transcript has a single exon.